GUUUCACAAAUUUUUGCAGUAGAUUUAAAUAGCACUCAAUUUCUUUUUUCAUUUCUUUUUUAAUUUUUAAUUCCUAAUUUUUUGAGAAAAAAAUGGGCGACUCUGGUACUGAUGUAGGUACUUCGAACCCUGAACCACCACCGCCAAAUACGCCUCCUCCCAACGCAGACACAAAAAAUAGUCGUGAAGUAACUGAAGUAACUAGAGUAAUUGAAGGUUACGAUGGAGGUGCUAACGAACGUACUCCUUUAAUUAACGAACAACCGAAGCCUAUAAACAAUUUCUUGCCAGGACAAAAUAGAACAAUAAUACAUAAGAAUAAAUUACGUGAUAGCCCUAAUCGUGUCAUUUGUCCUCGUUGUUCGAAGACUGUCGAUACUAAACUUGAACGUAACCCCCCUAAUUGGACUAGUUGUUGUAAUUCUAAUUGUUCUUGGCAUUGUUGUAUAUGCUAUUCAUUCUGUUGGUUUAUACCUAACUGUAUUGGUAAAUCGGUAGAUUUUGUUCAUUAUUGUCCAGAAUGUGACGGUAAAAUUGCAAGAUAUACAAAAUUCGAUAGCUGUUGUUAGAAUGUAUUUUAGAAUGAAAUUUAGAAUGAAGUAUAUAAAAAAAUAAUGUUCUUUCAUGUAUAAUAUACACCAAUCAUUAAUUCUGUAACGUCACAAGUUAUUGAUUAUUUUUUAUCUUAUCUGUUAUAAAAUGCCCCAUUAAUUCUAUAUUCGGUUUCGAAUGAAUUUUUAAAUGGUUUGGCGCUUUUAUAGAUAAAUAUUAUAUAAAUAGGUUGGUAAUUGAUAAAAAAAAAUUAAAAUUAAAAAUAAAAUAAAAAUUGAAAGGAAUUUAAUAAAAUGGCCAA
This is a messenger RNA of Rhizophagus irregularis DAOM 181602=DAOM 197198, 853 nucleotides long. RefSeq lists its product as uncharacterized. Lineage: Eukaryota; Fungi; Glomeromycota; Glomeromycetes; Glomerales; Glomeraceae. The record is from RefSeq and is a predicted model, not a curated record. Gene Ontology annotation, molecular function: zinc ion binding.